CUAACCAAACGGCCGUCUUUCAAAGCACAAUUACGUUCGGAAGGGCAAAAUCAUCAUCUGCCACAUCCAUAAUCACAUCUUCCAGUCCGUAACGCCACCUCUUCAUGAAAUAAAUUCACACAUCCGCACGACCUCAAAAACCUUGUAAAAUUGAAACAGUGCUCGAAUUCAAUCGUUUAUGGAGAUUGCACCGGCGGGGCACGACAGUGGCUUGAGAAGUUCUGUUGCAGAAACCUCUACCGUCGAUGCGAUCAAUUCGUCUUCAUCUGCUUUAUCGGAUUCUGUAGCGAACAAUUACGAUGAUGAAGACGAGGAUGUUUGCCGGAUCUGUCGUAACCCCGGUGACACGGAUAAUCCGUUGCGGUAUCCAUGCGCUUGUAGCGGUAGCAUCAAGUAUGUUCACCAAGAUUGCCUUCUUCAAUGGCUUAAUCACAGCAAUGCUCGCCAAUGUGAGGUGUGCAAACAUGCAUUCUCAUUCUCCCCAGUUUAUGCUGACAACGCUCCAGCCAGGCUUCCUUUUCAAGAGAUUGUUGUCGGGAUGGCUGUGAAAGCAUGUCAAGUCCUGCAGUUUUUCCUUCGUCUUAGCUUUGUGCUCUCUGUGUGGCUGCUCAUAAUACCUUUUAUUACAUUCUGGAUAUGGAGAUUGGCUUUUGUAAGAAGUUUUGGAGAAGCUCCGAGACUCUUUUUGAGUCACUUAUCUACAACCAUUAUGCUUACUGACUGUCUGCAUGGUUUUUUACUCUCUGCAAGCAUCGUGUUUAUCUUUCUUGGGGUAACAUCAUUGAGAGACUACUUCAGACAUUUGCGUGAAUUUGGGGGACAAGAAGCUGAUAGGGAGGAAGAUGCAGAUAGAAAUGCAGUUCAUGCUGCAAUAAGAGCUCCUGGUCAAGCUGAUAGAAAUUUUGCUGCUGAUCGGAAUGGUGAAGAUGCCAAUGGUGCACAAGGAGCUGCUGGAGCUGGUCAAAUAAUCAGAAGAAAUGCAGAAAAUGUUGCAGCCCAUUGGGAGAUGCAAGCAGCACGGCUUGAAGCUCAUGUCGAGCAGAUGUUUGAUGGUUUGGAUGACGCUGAUGGCGCGGAGGAUGUACCUUUUGAUGAGCUUGUUGGCAUGCAUGGUCCUGUGUUUCAUCUGGUUGAAAAUGCAUUUACUGUUCUUGCCAGUAAUAUGAUAUUUCUUGGAGUAGUAAUAUUUGUUCCUUUAUCAUUAGGGCAAAUUAUACUCUAUUAUAUGUCUUGGCUUCUGUCCUCCGCCAGUAAUCCAGUAUUGUCAACUUUCAUGCCACUUACUGAAACAGCAGUUUUCUUGGCCAAUAUUACUCUGAAGAGUGCGUUGACUGCUGUAGCAAAUUUGACAGCGGACGACCAAAAAAAUGGUUUGCUUGGUCAAGUUGCUGAAAUAUUGAAUGGAAAUGCCACCGAUUUGAGUGCAGCAUCAGAUAACCUCAGUGCAACAGUGUCAGCUGACCUUUUGAAUGGAUCAUCCCUUUGGGGAUCCAGGCUUUCUGAUGUUACCACUCUUGCUGUUGGCUAUAUGUUUAUAUUUUCUCUAGUAGUUUUCUACCUUGGAAUUCUCACUCUAAUUCGGUACACUCGCGGAGAGCCAUUGACAUUGGGAAGAUUUUAUGGCCUUGCUUCCAUUGCAGAAACCAUCCCCUCCCUCUUCAGGCAGUUUGUGGCAGCGAUGAGGCAUCUGAUGACUAUGAUUAAGGUUGCGUUCCUUCUUGUCAUUGAACUUGGAGUUUUCCCUCUGAUGUGUGGAUGGUGGCUGGAUAUUUGCACCAUCAGAAUGUUUGGGAAAUCGAUCACCCAAAGAGUUGAAUUUUUUUCUGUCUCUCCAUUGGCGAGUUCAUUACUUCAUUGGGUUGUAGGGAUUGUCUACAUGCUACAAAUAAGUAUCUUUGUUAGCCUUCUUCGAGGGGUUCUGCGUAAAGGGGUUCUUUACUUCCUGCGAGAUCCAGCAGAUCCCAACUACAACCCAUUCCGUGAUCUGAUUGAUGAUCCUGUUCACAAGCAUGCUCGUAGAGUUCUUUUAUCAGUGGCUGUCUAUGGAAGUUUAAUAGUGAUGCUUGUAUUUUUGCCUGUCAAACUUGCCAUGCAAAUGACUCCUUCCAUUUUCCCACUUGAUAUUUCUGUUUCUGAUCCAUUUACUGAAAUUCCUGCUGACUUGCUUCUCUUUCAAAUCUGUAUUCCUUUUGCGAUUGAGCAUUUUAAGCUGCGUACAACAAUGAAGUCUCUUCUCUGCUACUGGUUUACUGCUAUUGGAUGGGCUCUUGGUUUAACUGAUUUCUUACUGCCCCAUCCCGAGUAUAAUGGUGGCCAAGAGAAUGGUAAUGGUGAUCAAGUAAGGCUGGAAAGGAUGCAUGCACCACAUGGUGUACCUGAUAGGGCGCUGGUAGGACUCGCUACUGAUGAUGUGAAUAGAGCUAGGCAUGCAGCGAAUGCAAACUUUCUGGAGUAUGAUGGUGAUGAAGAAACAGAUCCUAAAACAUCUUUUAGCAGGUCUGCCUUUGUGCUUCGUAUUGUGUUGUUGUUGAUUGUGGCUUGGAUGACUCUCCUCAUGCUUAAUUCUGCCCUGAUAAUAGUUCCGAUUUCACUUGGAAGAGUGCUCUUCAGUGUCCUCCCACGUCUUCCAGUAACACAUGGAAUCAAGUGCAAUGAUUUGUAUGCAUUUGUAAUUGGAAGCUAUGCAAUUUGGAUCGCUAUUGCUGGGGCAAGGUACUCCAUUGAACAAAUUAGGAAGAGGAGAGCUACGGUUUUGAUGGUCCAAAUUUGGAAAUGGUGUGUCAUUGUUCUGAAGAGUUCUGCACUGUUGUCAAUAUGGAUUUUUAUCAUCCCUCUGUUGAUUGGGCUGCUUUUUGAAGUUCUGGUCAUUGUGCCUAUGCGAGUGCCUAUUGAUGAAAGCCCAGUUUUCCUUCUAUAUCAGGAUUGGGCUUUGGGAUUAAUCUUUCUAAAAAUCUGGACUAGGCUGGUUAUGCUAGAUCAUAUGAUGCCACUGGUGGAUGGAAGUUGGAGAAUGAAAUUUGAGAGGGUGAGGGAAGAUGGUUUCUCUAGGUUGCGAGUCUUUUGGGUGCUUCGCGAGAUUGUUGUUCCAAUUAUCAUGAAGCUGCUUACGGCAUUGUGUUUCCCAUACGUUUUAGCCAAGGGUGUAUUUCCAAUAUUUGGUUACCCGUUACUUGUUAACUCUGCUGUCUAUAGAUUUGCUUGGCUUGGUAGCCUUGGCUUCAGUUUCUUCUGGUUCUGUGCAAAACGUUUCCAUGCAUGGUUCACCAAUCUCCACAAUUCUAUACGUGAUGACCGUUAUAUGAUUGGUCGUAGACUUCACGAUUAUGGGGAAGAGUUGGAGCAGAGGGAAAAGGAAUUAGUGGAGUCUAGAGAAGGCAGUUCAAGAGUGGAUAGAGAUGACCAGGAGGCUGAUGUAGGGUUAAGACAGAGGCAUGCUAUUCUGCAAGAUGCUUAAAUUUUGUGCCAAUUGUGGCCCCUUAAGCUGCUCCUCGAGAAGGAUGUUUUUGACUGGGAGCAGAGGUAUGUAAAUUGCUAACAGAUCUAGCUAUGCUCUCUUGCAGAACCUAAGAGGGAACAGAGUCAGUACUAAUUAUGUGCAGUUUCUCCAUAGUGAUAUAUAAGUUCUUGUUAAUACGUGCCUGCGCCCUUUGCAAAUCAGUGUUCAUUUUGUUAGGAGAGUACAGUUCCUUUUUUUUAUUUUGGAUUGUACGUUUAGAAGAUAUGAGGAAUAUAAGCGUUCAGAUUUAGGGGCUGGUUUGUUCCAAGUAUUUACCCAUUGCGGAAGCAAGUCACUGGAGAUGGUUAUUGAGUAUCCAUAUUCAUCAUCAUUUUAAUCUUGUGUCACUUGGUUUUAA
Molecule: messenger RNA, 3854 nt
Organism: Nicotiana tabacum (common tobacco)
Lineage: Eukaryota; Viridiplantae; Streptophyta; Magnoliopsida; Solanales; Solanaceae
Product: putative E3 ubiquitin ligase SUD1
Biological process (GO): ERAD pathway
Cellular component (GO): endoplasmic reticulum membrane
Molecular function (GO): zinc ion binding
Source: RefSeq, a predicted model, not a curated record